AUAAAGACAAGGUACAUUCAUUGCCCAGACGAUAAUAUGAAGGGGUCAAAAAUUGCGGGUCUGGCAGGUCAAUUACCCUUGCAGAAUCUAAAAUGCUGAAGUAGCAGAGUCCAAUUGAUAUUCUUUCAUCCUUCAUCCCAAUUUUGCUCAGUCUCAUAUACUCAUGCUCGAGGCUUCCUAUACCUUUCUCGCCAUGAUCAAACUCUCUGUCGCACAAUUAGCCUUUGCUACGUUUGCUGGUGCCUUGACAGUAUCGGUGCCGUCACCAAGGGACUUGUUCGACGACUCUUGUGCUCCCUUCCGUUUACCACCACAAGCCGUAAAUGGGACAUAUCUAGAUCAAAGCACCGUUGGACAGGCAUGGAUUGAACCACCGUUUGGAUUUGGCUAUGGUAAAUGGGCGUUGGCAUGGACCAGUAUAGAGGAGUACUGGGGUUGGUCAAAUAUGCAGGUAUGGCCUCUUCAUUGCUUGAUGAAUUGAUCAGAGGACGUAGGCGCUUCUCAGCUAACACAUGGAACCAGAAUGAGUGGUAUCCCCUAAGCAGCACAGUGACCGGAGGGCACGUAUCAGAUCUGCACGCAAUGGUCAUCGCGGACGUGAACUCCUUCCAACUUGGCGACAAUAACACGAUCAUCACCACACCAGGAACCGACACGCCGCUCCCCGGACAGAAGUACGCCUGGAACUACACCAUCCCAGCCGAGAUCAUGGCUGAGACGGACAACACCACGUGGGUUGGCUGGGGAUUCGAUUUCUAUGAGCAGGGCGCUCCGUACUUUGUGAGCUACGACGCCUCGACCGUCGGCAUGAAGAACGUCUCGCAUGGAGUGUCCAUCUACAGUGCGCGAGAGAGAGGGCCUUCGGAUAGAACGGUGGCGGAGAUUGCGGAUUGCUAUGAUAAAUUGGGGAGUGUGGUAUUUGCCGAUCUGUUUAGGUCGAUGCAGAGGACACCGACGGAUGGCCGCCGCAGCAAUGAAUUGUCGUGGCGUGGACCAUCGGCGGAUGUGGAGAAUCAAAAGAAGAGGAAUGGCGCCGUUCGAGGAGUGUCCGCUGCAGUUGCAAGUAUCAAUUUGGAAAAGCAUGUUCAGGUCCAGGACGGGGAUAUUGAUAAUCUGAUGUGUUAUUGUAAAGUAUAG
Hymenoscyphus albidus is the source of this 1137-nucleotide messenger RNA. NCBI's taxonomy places the organism in Eukaryota, Fungi, Ascomycota, Leotiomycetes, Helotiales, Helotiaceae. The record is from the annotation of a GenBank genome assembly.